GAAUUUAUUUUUGGCUGCUGCAGGGCUCGGGCUACGUAGAGAGGGGGGAAAGUGCUCCUGACAAUUUCAAGAGAACCCUGCACUCCUUGUGGCUUGUUUAGUCCCUGAUCCCUAAGCCAGUCCCACCCUGAGCAGCUUUCUCCCUACUCUGUGUUUUGUUUAGCCAGUGCAAUGACUGUAGGGAACAUGGAGAGUGCUGAACUGUUUGAUGCUGGGAAGAAAGGUCGAGGCCUAAGGGCCACCAAAGAGCUCAAUGCUGGGGAAGUGGUCUUCGCCGAGGCCAGUUUCUCCGCUGUGGUCUUCGACAGUUUGGCCACUCAAGUGUGCCACAGCUGUUUCCGCCACCAGGCCAAUCUGCAUCGCUGUGCCCAGUGUAAGUUCGCCCAUUACUGCGACCGCACCUGCCAGACCGCAUGCUGGGAUGAACACAAGCAGGAAUGUAAAGCCAUUAAGAAGAUCAGCAAGGUCCCCAGCGAGAAUGUUCGCCUGGCUGCCCGUGUGCUGUGGCGUAUGAGCAAGGACACGGGCAUUGUGUCAGACAGCCAGCUGAUCUCAGUGGACCAGCUGCAGGACCACGUGGCUGACCUCCCCGAAGAAGACCUCAAGCAGCUCAAGACUGACGUGCACACCUUCCUGGAAUACUGGUCUUAUGGAAGACAGCAGCACUCAGCCGACUACAUCUCACACAUCUUUGGCAUUAUCAAAUGUAAUGGAUUCACACUGAGUGACCAGAGAGGCCUGCAGGCUGUUGGUGUGGGACUUUUCCCCAACCUUUGUCUGGUCAACCAUGACUGUUGGCCCAACUGCACCGUCAUCCUCAACCACGGCAACCAGGCAGCGUUGAGCUCCGCGCUCCACUCUCAGAGGAGGAUCGAGCUGCGAGCUUUGGGCAAAAUCUCAGAGGGUCAGGAGCUGACCGUCAGCUACGUGGACUUCCUCAACCUGUCAGCUGACCGCCAGAGGAAGCUGAAGGAGCGUUUCCACUUUGAGUGCACCUGCGAACACUGCAGCCAGCACAUCAAGGACGACCUGAUGAUGGCGGCUGCAGAGGGCGAGGGGAACAAACCCUCUGCUGAUCAGGUGAAAGAGGCGACUGCCUUCAGUAAAGACUGUCUGGAGAAGAUUGAGAGGUCCCGUAUUGAGAAGGAUUACCACCAGGUGGUGAAGUUGUGCUGUGAGUGUCUGGAGAAGCAGGGGAACGUCUUGGCUGACACUCACCUGUAUAAGCUGCGUGUGCUCAGCGUUGCCAGUGAGGUGCUGUCAUACCUGCAGUCCUUCCCCGACGCGGCCGACUGCGCCCGCAGGAUGGUGGAGGGAUACACGAAGCUGUACCACCCCAGCAAUGCCCAGUUGGGAAUGGCCAUUAUGCGGGCAGGCGUCAUCCACUGGCAUGCAGGGCAGAUCGAGAUGGGUCACAGCCUGAUCUGCAAGGCCUACGCCAUCCUCCUGAUCACCCAUGGACCCAACCACGCCAUCACCAGAGACCUGGAGUCCAUGCGCAUGCAGACUGAGAUGGAGCUGAAGAUGUUCAAGAAGAAUGAGUACGAGUACCACACCAUGAGGGAGGCUGCUCUGAAGAACCAGCCCAUGGUCGGCAGCUCCUAAGCUGAUGAAAAGAUCCCCCUCCUCCCUCCCCAGUCCCCCAGUCCACCAGUCCCCGUGCUGCGUCUCUGAAUCGCCAGUAUGUCUGAUGAUACCUGUUCUCUUCAAAUCAACACGCAACAUUUGCAUGUAGAUUAUCUAC
Messenger RNA from Etheostoma spectabile (orangethroat darter), 1744 nucleotides. RefSeq names its product SET and MYND domain containing 1a (gene smyd1a). Bases 172 to 1605 code for a protein of 477 amino acids. The record is from RefSeq and is a predicted model, not a curated record. Gene Ontology annotation, molecular function: protein binding. The transcript has 10 exons. Gene Ontology annotation, cellular component: nucleus. Lineage: Eukaryota; Metazoa; Chordata; Actinopteri; Perciformes; Percidae.